Molecule: messenger RNA, 1797 nt
Organism: Lotus japonicus
Lineage: Eukaryota; Viridiplantae; Streptophyta; Magnoliopsida; Fabales; Fabaceae
Product: myb family transcription factor EFM-like
Exons: 5
Coding region: 209-1423 (404 amino acids)
Biological process (GO): regulation of DNA-templated transcription
Molecular function (GO): DNA-binding transcription factor activity; DNA binding
Source: RefSeq, a predicted model, not a curated record
AUUUUCCUUUUUCAAUUUAAUAUUAUUAUUCUUCUCCUAUUUUUAUUUAUUUAUUUAUAUCCCAUUGCAUCUUCUACUCACUAUUUCUCUUCCUCUUUCCGUUUUUAUCUUCCUCCUCAAUCUUCAUCUUCUGCAACUCCUGAAUCAAAAUCUUCAUCAUCAUCAAUCUGAAUCUGAAAUACCCAAAAAUAGAAAAAUCGAAGAUCCAAUGGGUUCUGUUCCUGCAGAACUGAGCUUGGAUUUAAGACCCAGUUUCGUUCCCAAAACCGUCGCUAAUUUCCUCUACGAACUCUCCACCAUUCCUCGUUCCACCGAUAAGCUUUCCAGGCUCCAUGAUUUCCUCGCCCGAUUGGAAGACGAGCUCAGGAAGAUCGAUGCCUUCAAACGCGAGCUUCCUCUCUGCAUGCUCCUCCUAAACGACGCAAUUUUGGUUUUGAAGGAGGAAUCAGAAAAAUGCAGGGCUCAUAAUUCUCCACCAGUGUUGGAAGAGUUUAUUCCAUUGAAGAAAGAGCAUGAUCAGAGUGAGGAAAAUGAUAGCAAGGAGAAUGAAUGCAGGGAUAAGAAGAAUUGGAUGAGUUCUGUUCAGCUUUGGAACAAUACUACCCCUAGAAAAGCCUGUGAUCAAAUUCCAAUCCAACAUCUUAAUUAUAAAUUAGAUACCAAGAAAAAUGAAGAAGGGAACUCUGUGGUUGCUGAGGACCCUUUCCAAUCUUGUAAUGUUAAAAAUGGAGGGAGUGCUUUUCUGCCUUUCUCCACAUACUCUUCUAUCCCCGUGACAACCGUGGCACUGCAAGCAGCCAAAGAAGAAAAGGAAGACACUGUUUUGAAUAGACUUUCUCUUCUAACCCCUGGGGUGAAGAGUUUGAGGGAAGGAUUUGGUUCAAGAGGGUCCAGAAGCAGCAGCUCCAGCAGGGCUGUUUCUUCCUCUUCUCCUCCUAUCGUGCCGCCAAGUUUGCGUGCAGGAUCUCUUCAGCAGCAGCAGAAUGCUAGGAAACAGAGGAGAUGCUGGUCCCCGGAGUUGCACCGCCGAUUUGUUAAUGCAUUGCAGAAGCUUGGAGGUUCUCAAGCAGCAACUCCAAAGCAAAUUAGAGAACUCAUGCAGGUUGAUGGCCUGACCAAUGAUGAAGUGAAGAGCCACUUGCAAAAAUACCGACUUCAUACUCGGAGAGUUCCGGCUGCAACCGCUAAUCAGCCGUGUGUAGUUCUUGGAGGUUUGUGGAUGUCCCAAGAUCAGCACAACGACUCUUCAAAGGGUAGAAGUUCUGUGUCCGGUUCGCCGCAAAGUCCCCUUCAUUUAGCUGCAGGUUCCAGGGGAGGGACAUCCCCGACCGAGGGUGACAGCAUGGAGGAUGAUGAUGAUACUAAAUCCGAGAGUUAUAGCUGGAGAAGUCACAUUCACAAACCAGGACAAGUUUAUGUAUAGGAUACUACUCCUACACCAUGAAUUUUGCAGAUAAAAGUAUACAUGGGAGGAGUUUUACGGCUACAGAAGAAUAAUAAUACAUAGAAGAGGGUCAAAGGAGAGAGGCUAUUGGAAAUUUUGAAGGCUUAGUUUGCCUUCUAUUCUACAUGAGUUUUGAUUUGAGACUCCGAGUUAAAAAUGAGGAAGGUCAAUUUUUACAUAUCAUUUAUUCUUUCAUUUCUUGUUGUCACUGUGCCCCAUGAGAAGCAGUCCAGUGUUGAGAGUCUCUGCAUGUUUUGUUGGUUUCAUGAUUAGACCUAAUUGCUGGAUUAUUUCUUUACAUACCUUAUUUACACAUAUAAAUCACUCUACAGAGUUCACUGAUUACUCUUGUC